AAAUGGUUGCCUGGAUGGCUUCGGCCAGACCUCCGCUACUAGUUCGAACCCAAAGAGAAGCAUUGAACGAACUUCAUUUCUGCCGAGGUACCAGCGCAACGACUUUGAGAGCGCGAUUCAUUCCGGGACGGAUGCGCGAUGUAUUUGCUUCCGAUGUUUGAACAGCACCGUCGUUCGAAACCAUUCUCACUGUUAUGGGAUGCGUAUUUUUUAGCGUAAUUUAAGGACGAUUUUGAAAAGAUUGACCCACGUACAUUGAUUGGAAAGCAGCCAUCGAGUCGGAGACGCGACAACAGGGUGUCAUUUGGAAACCUUCGUGACGAUCUCGCCAGGUCCCACUAUUCAAGCAGCAGACGAGGAUCCUCUCGCAUCUUCAAAGCGGAAAUCUGCAGAGAUGGCGACUCCGGCGAAGACCAAGGCGCUGAGCAAUCCCUCGGACAACAAGGUCAUCCCGAUCAUGCGUGGACAAUUCUUACGCGUAGCAGCCACAGCCGUGGUGAACCUGCCUUUUGUUGCACAGUACUUCUACAAGCAAGCCGGCUUCACGAACGUGCAUCGCAUCGGCUCAACACUGGAGCAUUACGAAGCGCGUUACAAUCCUGCCGUCAUCCCGGACCGCAAGCUCGCUGGUACCGAGGAAAGCGAGGCCGAUUUCAUUCAACGGUGGUCAUCGAAAGAAGGCCCGGUCGGCGAUGCUGCGCGAUAUGUCACGGUCAAGGACUACCACGAUGCCUACAUCAGCGGCACAACAACACCGACAGAUGUAGCCCAGGCUCUCAUCGCAUUGAUCAGCACAACCGACGUGAAGAAGUCGGGCCAUGCAGUCGCAUUCACUCAGGUGAAUAAGGAUCACGUCUUGGCUGCGGCAGAGGCUUCAACGCUACGAUAUAAAAGCGGAAAAGCGUUCGGCCCGCUCGACGGCGUCCCUAUCGCCAUCAAAGAUCAAGUUGAAGUCCAGGGCUACAAGAUGACCGUCGGCACCAAGAAGAACUGGAUCGCCAACGACGGCACCGCCGGGGCGACGGCUUGGUGUGUCCAACAGUGCAUCGAUGCCGGCGCCGUGAUCAUCGGUCUCACCAACAUGCAUGAACUCGGCAUGGACACGACCAACAACAACCCCAACCACGGUACACCGCUCAACCCCCACAACUCCAAGUACUACACCGGCGGCUCUUCGGGCGGGUCGGGCUAUGCCGUGAGCAGCGGUCUCGUGCCCUUCGCGCUGGGUGCCGACGGCGGUGGCAGUAUUCGCCUGCCCAGCAGCUUCUGUGGCAUCUACGGCCUCAAGCCCAGCCAUGACCGGAUAUCCGGCCUGCCGACACGCAACAUCUGCGCCAGCACCGGCGUCUACGGCCCCAUGGCCUCGAAUGUUUCCGACUUGCACCUGGCCUAUCGUAUCCUCGGCCGCCCGGACCCCAAGGACGGCAACUCAUCCCUCUUCCCACCGUUUGCGACUCCGACCUCCGCGGCGUCGCCCAAGACCAUCGGCAUCUACAGAGCGUGGUUCGAACGUGCCGACGAGGACGUCAAGAAAGCCUGCCAGGCCGCAAUCGACCAUCUGGUGGGAGAGCACGGCUACACCGUCAAGGAGAUCGAAAUCCCCCAUCUCGCCGAGGGGCAAUCCUGCCACGCCCUCACCAUCCUCUCCGAAGCCGCGACCGCCGUCCUCGACAUCAAAGACCUGACCGCGCCCAACCAGAUCCUCCUCUCGAUCUGCAGGCAAGGGAGUUCCCUCGACCUGAUGCUCGGCCAGAAGCUCCGCACCCUGCUCAUGGAGCACCUCAGCCACCUCUGGGCGGAGAACCCGGGCAUGCUCAUCGCGACGCCCACCUGCCCCACCGCGGGCUGGCCGAUCAAGGACCCGGGCGACCUGGUCAGCGGCUGCAGCGACCCGACCAUGUCGCUGCGGUCCAUGGAGUAUGUGUGGUUGGCGAACUUCACGGGCGUCCCGGCGCUCAGCUCGCCGGUGGGAUAUGCCCCGCCUCUGCAGGGAGAGGGUCACGUCCCGAUCGGAUUGCUCCUCCACGGCGCGUGGGGUGCGGAGGAGAGUCUGAUCGAGUCGGCCUACCUGCUGGAGAAAUACCUCGAUUCCACCACGCGGAAAUUGCCGGGCGUGUUCGUGGACCCGUUGAAGGCGGCGGUGGCGGGUACCGCCAAGGCUUGAUGGGCCGUCCAACAGACUUGUUACUAUGCCAUCGAGGUUUUGUGAAUUGUGAACGGUCCGGAUGGUGAAAGGUGCGAGGUGUGUACAAGACACGAUGCAGUAAUGAUAAAAAACACAAGCGUAAUGAAAGUCAUUUAACUUCCUCUCCCCCCC
Dissoconium aciculare CBS 342.82 is the source of this 2317-nucleotide messenger RNA. Its product is annotated as amidase signature enzyme. The transcript has a single exon. NCBI's taxonomy places the organism in Eukaryota, Fungi, Ascomycota, Dothideomycetes, Mycosphaerellales, Dissoconiaceae. Gene Ontology annotation, molecular function: catalytic activity. The record is from RefSeq and is a predicted model, not a curated record. The coding region runs from base 395 to 2164 and encodes 589 amino acids.